Pterocles gutturalis (yellow-throated sandgrouse) is the source of this 1761-nucleotide messenger RNA. RefSeq names its product WD repeat-containing protein 93-like. NCBI's taxonomy places the organism in Eukaryota, Metazoa, Chordata, Aves, Pterocliformes, Pteroclidae. The transcript is spliced from 14 exons. Gene Ontology annotation, molecular function: protein binding. The record is from RefSeq and is a predicted model, not a curated record. The annotation marks the transcript as partial. Gene Ontology annotation, biological process: electron transport chain.
GUAACUGGAAGAGCCAAUUGCCUUGCAGUGUCUGGAAAUUACAUCUUUGUUGGUCUGUCCGUGGGUCUGGCUGCCUUCAAGAUGUCUGACUGUAAGGAGGCCUGCGCUUGGGACGAAGCUGAGAUGGAGAUUUGUGCCAUCCAUGCCUGGGAUUUGGGGAAUGAGUGCCAUGUCCUGUUUGCUGUGGAUGAAAUGGGGCUCCUCUGGAUCUUCCGCUUUCACAAGGAAAGCUUCCUACUCAUUAAAAUCCUAAAUGAAGUGGAGGAUAUCAGCAAGCGAAGCACUUGUGUGGAGGUGGUGCUGUCCCUGGCAGGUGAUUAUGCGGGAGUCCUGCUGCAAGGCAAACAGCACAAAGCUUGGCUGGAGAUCUGCCGAUUGCCCAAGGAUUCCUGGCUGAAGGAGAUGGAAAAGAACCCAGGAGCUGCAGCAGGGCUGGCUUGCAGGGAGAGGAGUUCAAGCUGGAUAUCUGUGGAGUCUCCUGUGUCUGCAAACAAAGCUGAUGCCAAGCUGAGUCUCCCAGGGCUGCUGCUGAAGGUGAAGCCACCCAAACCUGUUACAGGCAGUAGUUUUAAAAGCCCUUUGGAUGCCUUAAAGGAAGUGGAUGAUGGCAGCACUCUUGGCUUGGGGUACAAUCACCUAAUCAAGGACUUCCAGUGGGAGCUGCAGGAAGCAAUCUUCCGCAGCACUUAUUGGAAAUAUCUGGAGGCGGAGGAUAAGACAGAGAGCAAGGAGGAGAUCCCCAGACGUGCCACUUUUGAUUUUCUCCUGCCUAGCUGGAUCCUACAGGUGGGACCGGAAAUGAAAGUACAGCCAGAUGUUCCAGCUGGCAUCAGUGUGCACUGGGAUGGAAGCCACAAUCUCUGCUUGUACUUACUUAACCAUCCACUCAAGGAUAAAGUGGAUUCUGAUCCCAAACCUGAAGUUGUGUGGCCAUGUGCAGCUCCAAUUGCAUGCUUGACUGUCAGCUCCUGCUCCAGGUACCUGGCACUGGCAUGUGAAGAUGCGACAGUAACUAUUUGGGAUAAACACCUAGGGUACCCACUGUGUGUGACUGCCAUUCUAGAAGAAUGUCUCAUCCGUAGUAUCCACUUCCUGCGGAGUUCUGCAGCUCCCAGGGAUGAGACACCUUGCCCUGGUACAGAUCCUGCCUGUCCCAUCGUGCAGCUUCUAGUGCUGUGUACAGACAGCUCCUUCUAUCUGGUGAAAGCACCCAGGGGCAGGAAGUCCAGCAUCACGCUCCUGGCAGAGAGGCCUGAAGAUCCCAAUCUUGCUGUCAGCGCCGUGGUGCCUGUCCUGGCGUUCCCCAGUGCAGCCCUGGUCUUCUCCUGGGAUGGCACAGUGUCCCGGCUGAACACCGCCACAUCACAGACUGUUUUCUGCUUCAGUCCUCCACCUUCUCACGCUGUAGCAUCUCCCUGGCAGCCAGUGUUCACAGUGGAUAGUGUGAACUGGUGCCCGCUGCUUCAAGAUGAGCAGCAGCAGCAGGAAGAUGCAUUGGCACAGAGCAGAGCCAGUCACAGCACCAUCUUCGUGUUUGACUUCAGCUCCUACCCACUGAAGGAGGCUUUCCCAAAGGAACCAGAUUUGCCUCUCAAAUCCUUCCAGAACCUGCCAUGAAUUGAGAGAUGUAACAUUUUCUUACGUGAUAGGCAGCAGAGCCUGCCGGAGCUCCAGGAGCAGUUGCUGGAGAGUCGGCUGCAGGCACAAGCAGCUGCCAUGGACGAGGAGAGACGGAAUGUGAAGGGACAGAAGAAGCCGUAG